AAUAUAAAAUCUCUUAACAGGUGCGAUUCGCAAGUCGGAAGAAUCGGUGGCAAACAGGAAAUAAAUUUAGGUGGCCGCUGUUGGUUUUUAGGAACAGUUAUUCACGAAUUGGGACAUGCCCUUGGAUUCUACCACGAACAUAACAGAUCAGACAGAGAUGAUUAUUUGAUCGUUUACAAAGAAAACGUACGAGAAGGUGAUGAACACAAUUUCAUGAAGAUUGCUCCACACCAAAAUAUCUUGUACAACGCCUACGACUAUGACUCAAUUAUGCACUAUGGUAACGUAUCCAUGUCCAAAAAUUCAAAGCAAACCAUGGAAGCCAUAAAUGGACAUCCAUUGAAAGAACCUUUCGAGAAACCAGGAAUGACUGAAAGUGAUAUCGAAAGAGUCAAGAAAAUGUACAACUGUGCUUAGUUUGUAUCGAAACAAUAUUACGAUUGUUAACACGAUAUGAUUAAUAACUAAAUGAACUAAUAAACUUAAUAUGACUAAUGAAAUAAAUUUAUCUUUGAAAUUUA
Messenger RNA from Parasteatoda tepidariorum (common house spider), 521 nucleotides. Lineage: Eukaryota; Metazoa; Arthropoda; Arachnida; Araneae; Theridiidae. The record is from RefSeq and is a predicted model, not a curated record.